Messenger RNA from Penicillium canescens, 231 nucleotides. RefSeq lists its product as uncharacterized. The record is from RefSeq and is a predicted model, not a curated record. NCBI's taxonomy places the organism in Eukaryota, Fungi, Ascomycota, Eurotiomycetes, Eurotiales, Aspergillaceae. The coding region runs from base 1 to 231 and encodes 76 amino acids. The transcript has a single exon.
AUGUACGACCAUUCGCAGCGACGAACUGAGCGCAGAAUGGGGAGUUUUGCUGCCCGAUUGUCAAAUGCGCUGGCAGAAGAGUCCUCGAUAGACUCUGAGUCUUCUGACCGCCCCGAGGACGAUGAACCUCACGAUGAAGCACAUGAUCCCGUCAAGAAGAGACAAGCUGCGAGCGAGAAAGGCUCUCUCAAGAGACGUCCCCAGGCGCAUGCGAAUGCGGCCAACCCGUAA